AGUUUUCCCUCUAGACUGGAAGAGAAAGCCAUUCGUAUCUCGAACCAAAUUUAGGGUUUCAAGUUCAACUCAAGUCCGUUCAAAUCACAUCCAAUGGCUUCUCCUAACCAUCUCGAUGAUGACGAUGAUUUUGGCGGUGAUUUCACUGGAUCCCGGCGUUCAGGGACUAAGAGAAGCUUUGGAGAGCUUGAUGAUGAUGAAGAGGAUCUUUUUGGCUCCAAGAAGGGAAACAUAAAAGUGGAAGAAACUGCUCCUGGUGCUGCAACGGGGACUAUUUUGUCUCUUCGUGAGAGUCUUAAGGACUGUAAAGAAACCCUUGCAACAUGUCAGUCAGAACUUGAAGCUGCAAAGUCUGAAAUACUGAAGUGGCAUUCUUCAUUUCAGAAGGAAUCUUUCAUGCCUUCUGGAACAACCCCUGAACCAAAAAUUGUGAUAAACUAUCUUCAAAACCUAAGGUCAUCCGAGGAGUUGUUACGGGAACAGCUGGAGAAAGCUAAGAAAAAAGAAGCUGCCUUUAUAGUAAAUAUUGCAAAACGAGAUCAAGAGAUAGCUGAGUUGAAGUCUGCAGUUCGUGACCUAAGAGCUCAACUUAAACCACCAUCCAUGCAGGCAAGGAAACUAUUGUUAGAUCCAGCUAUUCAUGAAGAGUUCACACGCCUGAAGAAUUUGGUAGAAGAGAAGGAUAAAAAGGUCAAGGAGUUGCAAGAUAAUAUUGCUGCUGUCAAUUUUACCCCGCAAAGCAAGAUGGGGAAGAUGUUAAUGGCCAAAUGCAGGACUCUACAGGAGGAAAAUGAGGAGAUUGGUAAUCAAGCUAAUGAGGGGAAGAUGCAUGAAUUGGCAAUGAAACUAGCUUUGCAGAAAUCACAGAAUGCAGAACUCAAAGGUCACUUUGAAGGAUUAUGCAAACAAGUAGAGGGACUGACUAAUGAUGUUGAAAUAUCAAAUGAAAUGGUGUUUAUGUUGCAAGAGAAGCUGGAAGAGAAGGAUAUGGAAAUUAGAAGGAUAAAUAAAGAGUUGGAGCAAAAAGGUGUCAAGGAAGAGCCACAUGAGAAACCCAUCAUUACAGAGGAGAAGAAUGAGCUCUCUUCUGAUGAUAAAAUUGCCACCAAUGAAGGAGGGUUAACUACUGAAGCACCAUCGGAGGAUUCAUAGGCCGCCGGUUUUUGUAUUAGGAAUUAUAUUCAAUUCUCCCCUCAUUCUGUUUUGUACUAUGUGAAUUAUUCCGUUUUUGCACAGAUAGUUUCCUUAAUUCUUAGUAAAAAUUCUGAUGUUUGGAUCUUUCUUAUAAUUUUUUCUCCUUAAAA
This is a messenger RNA of Ipomoea nil (Japanese morning glory), 1304 nucleotides long. RefSeq names its product FKBP12-interacting protein of 37 kDa. The transcript has 14 exons. Gene Ontology annotation, cellular component: nucleus. Gene Ontology annotation, biological process: regulation of alternative mRNA splicing, via spliceosome. NCBI's taxonomy places the organism in Eukaryota, Viridiplantae, Streptophyta, Magnoliopsida, Solanales, Convolvulaceae. Bases 94 to 1152 code for a protein of 352 amino acids. The record is from RefSeq and is a predicted model, not a curated record.